AAGGUCACUAACCGAUUCAUUCAUCACAGUAAAAAACCAUGGGAAAGGCCAAAAAGACGAGAAAGUUCGCUCUUGUUAAGCGUACACUUAACAAGAAAGAUGCAAGAAUGACUAAGUCCAAUAGUACCACCAAUAAGAAAUCCAGUCAAGAUGAUCCGGAAUUGACCAGAAGUGUGCCACAAGUUUCCCUGGCCCUCUUUUUCAAAUAUAACGAAGCUAUAAAACCACCAUAUCAAGUACUUAUAGAUACUAAUUUUAUUAAUUUUUCUAUCCAGAAGAAAAUCGAUAUCGUGAGAGGUUUGAUGGAUUGUUUAAUGGCUAAAUGUAUACCAAUAAUCACAGACUGUGUAAUGGCUGAAUUGGAAAAGUUAGGUCCAAAGUAUAGAAUAGCGUUAAAGUUGGCUAAAGAUCCAAGAAUCCAAAGAUUAAGCUGUACCCAUGGUGGUACUUAUGCCGAUGACUGUUUGGUUAAUCGUGUCAUGCAACAUAAAUGUUAUAUAGUGGCAACUAAUGAUGCUGACUUAAAACGAAGAGUAAGAAAAGUUCCAGGUAUUCCUUUGAUGAGUGUUGGUGGUCAUGCUUAUGUUAUUGAAAGAUUACCAGAUGUAUUCUAAAUUUGUUUAGCUGGGCUUGUGUAUACUAGAUAUUUAAUAUAGAGAUUUUAUUUUUU
Messenger RNA from Spathaspora passalidarum NRRL Y-27907, 670 nucleotides. RefSeq names its product rRNA-processing protein. The transcript has a single exon. The record is from RefSeq and is a predicted model, not a curated record. Bases 39 to 614 code for a protein of 191 amino acids. NCBI's taxonomy places the organism in Eukaryota, Fungi, Ascomycota, Pichiomycetes, Serinales, Debaryomycetaceae. Gene Ontology annotation, cellular component: small-subunit processome; nucleolus.